This is a messenger RNA of Dama dama (fallow deer), 4270 nucleotides long. It is a transcript of the gene NINL, whose product is annotated as ninein like. Gene Ontology annotation, cellular component: centrosome. Bases 478 to 3495 code for a protein of 1005 amino acids. The record is from RefSeq and is a predicted model, not a curated record. Gene Ontology annotation, molecular function: calcium ion binding. The transcript has 25 exons. Lineage: Eukaryota; Metazoa; Chordata; Mammalia; Artiodactyla; Cervidae. Gene Ontology annotation, biological process: microtubule anchoring at centrosome.
GGCUCGUUUGCGCGUCGCGCUGGCGGCGGCGGCAUGGGGCUGAGCCGAGUGCGGGCGGUCUUCUUCGACCUGGACAACACGCUCAUCGACACGGCCGGCGCGAGUCGGAAGGGCAUGUUGGAGGCCGGUUCUUUACCACUAGCGUCACCUGGGGAGCCUAAGGAGCCAGGGCAACAGCAACCCACGAAGCGAGGAAGCAGGGAGGCGAUCACCAGGGACCCACCUGACCCUCCCGGCCCGCGAACAAAGUAAUUCUGGUUUUUCAAGCCAGUAAAGGAGGACGGGCUCCCUGUGAAUACAUUUCUAGCCUCACCUGACUUCCUCCAGCCUCACGUACCCUGAGAGGACCCUGGUGCCCACACCCCAGCUCCUACCCUGCCCUGGACCACACUGCCCGGCGCCUCAGGACAGUGGAGGAAGGCGAGGGUCAGUCCGACAGCACGUCGUCUUCCUGUCCUGCACGCGGCCUGCGAUGGGAUGGACAAAGAGGAAGAGAACCACUACGUUUCACAACUUAGAGACGUCUACAGCAGCUGUGACACCACGGGGACAGGCUUCCUGGACCGGGAGGAGCUGACCCAGCUCUGCCUGAAGCUCCGUCUGGAAAAACAGCUGCCUGUCCUUCUGCACACACUUCUUGGAAACAACCAGUUCGCCAGGGUUAACUUCGAGGAAUUUAAGGAUGGUUUUGUGGCUGUGUUGUCAUCACAGGCUGGUCUUGCCUCCUCAGAUGAAGACAGUGGGUCUUUGGAGUCAGCUGCCUCCCAUGCCGUGCCUCCAAAGUACAUGAGCGGCUCUAAGUGGUACGGCCGUCGGAGCCAGCCCGAGCCCUGUGGCGCUGCAGGUGGAGCCCCAGGUUUACCGGAGCAGCCAGUCAGACCCAGUGUGAGGAGCCAGCUCUGCCGCUCCGCGUCCCUGGAAAGCGUGGAGAGUCUCAAGUCUGAUGAAGAAGCCGACAGUGCGAAGGAGCCUCAGAAUGAAUUUUUUGAAGCCCAAGGUAAAGCCUGGCCUUGUGGCCAGCUACCAGCCUGGGGUUCCGCGGCCUUUGGGAGCCCUCGGAAACCCCGCAGCCUCUCCUUCGACACCCUCGAGAGCCGGGUCCGGGGCCUCUGGGAAGAGCUGGGUGUGGGCAGCAGCGGCCACCUCACAGAGCAGGAGCUGGCCCUGGUCUGCCAGACCAUCGGGCUCCAUGGCCUGGCGAAGGAGGAACUUGAAGACCUGUUCAACAAGCUGGACCAAGAUGGGGACGGCAGAGUGAGUCUGGAGGAGUUCCAGCUUGGCCUGUUCAAUCAUGGGUCCCCUCGACCGCUGGAGCUGGCCCCGCUCGUCAAAGUCAGCCGGUCCGGGUCUCAUUACCAGGUCCCGGAGGAGAGUGUCGGCCAGACCACCACGUCAUCCCUCGUGUCUGUGUGCUCAGGUCCCCGCCUCUUCUGCAGCGUGGAUGACGGCAGCGGGUUCGCCUUCCCGGAGCAGAUCAUCUCCUUGUGGGCCCAGGAGGGCGUUCACAAUGGCAGGGAGGUCUUGCAGAGCCUUGACUUCAGUGUGGACGAGAAGGUGAACCUUUUGGAGCUGAACUGGGCCCUGGAGAAUGAGCUCAUGAUGGUGGACGGGGCCACCCAGCAGGCAGCCUUGGCCUGCUACCGCCAGGAGCUGAGCUUCUGCCAGGAGCAGGUGGAGCAGAUGGCCAGGGAGCGAGAUAAGGCGAGACAAGACCUGGAGAAAGCUGAGCAGAGGAACCUGGAGUUUGUGAAGGAGACGGACGACCUCCACUCCGCCCUGGAGCAGCUCGCGGAGGAGAAGGUCAGACGCCUGGAGCAGGGAUACCAGGGGAGGCUGAGCCUCCUGCGGUCCGAGGUGGAGGUGGAACGCGAGCUGUUCUGGGAGCAGGCUCGGCUGCAGAGGGCCAGACUGGAGGAGGACCUGCGGCGCCUGCAGGCGGAGGAGACCGGCCUGCGCGAGAAGCUGACCCUGGCCCUGAAGGAAAAUAGUCGAUUGCAGAAGGAGAUGACUGAAGUCGUGGAGAAGCUCUCAGACUCAGAGAAGCUAGUCCUGAAGCUGCAGAAUGACCUGGAGUUUGUGUUGAAGGACAAGCUGGAGCCACAGAGCACAGAACUCCUGGCCCAGGAGGAGCGAUUCUCAGAGAUCGUGAAGGAAUACGAGCUUAAGUGCCGGGACCUGCAGGACCACAACGACGAGCUGCAGGCCGCCCUGGAAGGCCUGCAGGCACAGACGGCCCCGAGUCGGCACAGCCACCCGCCCCUGGGACACGGCCCGGCAGGCACCAUCAUGUUCGUGGGUGAUUCCGGCCCAGCGAGUAUAGAAACAGAGAUCAUGUUGGAGCAGCUGAAGGAGCGUUACCAAGAACUCAGGAUCCAGCUGGAGACCCAGGUUAGUGACCACAAGAGGGAGACGGAGGUGAUGAAAAGGGCCUUUGCAGAGGAGAGGAGGCAGCUGGAGCGGGGCCACGCGUGGCGGCUGAGCCAGGAGAGGACACGGCUGCAAGAGGCGCUCCAGCAGCUCAGCUUAUCUCUUGGGAGAUGCAAACCAGAGCAAGUUAACACUGGAUACAGAAUCGAGUUGGAAAAGCUUUAUGAAGAAAACACACUUUUGAAAAAUGAGUUGGGGAGGAUCCGACAAGAGCUUGAAGCUUCAGAAAGGACAGAGGCUGCACAGAGGAAGGAAAUUGAGGUUUUAAAGAGAGACAAGGAGAAGGCCUGCUCUGAGAUGGAAGAGCUCUGCACACAGAGUCACAAGUGUAGGGAUGAACUGUCCCAGCUCAACCACAGGGUCCUGCAGGUUGGAGAGGAGGCCUCUACCCACCAGGCCCAAAGCGAGAAGAAUCACAUCACCAUCCAGCUGCUGACAGGCAGACUAGAGGAGGCUGAACUCCGGGAGGAGCUGCAGGGUAACCAAAUCCAAAAACUUGAACUUGAACUUGACCGCGUGACUCAGGAACGUCAGAGCCUGAGACUGGCCCAGUCACAGCUGAGAGAAGCCCCUGAAGAGAGUCGGGACCAGCUGUAUGGAGCCACCCAGAGGCUGUGGCUGGCCCGGUCCCAGCACGCCCAGCGGGUGCGGCAGCUGCAGGAGGAGAUGGCACAGCGCUUGCCCGCAGGCCGCGUGGCCGAGCUGCAGCAGCUGCUGGAAGGGGAACAGCGGGCAGCUUGGCAGCUCCGGGAGGAGGCGCAGGAAGCACAUGAAAAACACCUGAAAGCAAGAGAAGAGCGGGUGGAGGAGGUGGAAAUGAUUUUGAAGAACAUGGAAGUGCUCCUCCAAGAGAAAGUGGGUGAGCUGAAGGAACAGUUUGAAAAGAGCAGACGAUCUGAUCUGCUGCUCAAGGAGCUCUAUGUGGAAAAUGCCCACCUGACAAAAGCGCUUCAAGUCACUGAGGAGAAGCAACGAGGCGCUGAGAAAAAGUCCCGAUUCUUGGAAGGAAAAGUUAGAGCUCUCAGCAAACUCCUCAGCAAGAUUGCUACAGCUUCCCUCGCUGUGUAAACUGCUUUUCUUCCUGGAGUUCAUUUUGAAAGAACGUCUUUUAAAGUAAAACCAAUGUGACACCGUAACUUAUUGUGGCUCGUUGGCUGUACACCCCUGGAUAAACGAGGAUUGUGAUUCUGUUUACUCCACAAGCAUUUAAUGAAGGUCUGUGUGCCAGAUGCCUGGGAAACAGGUUGGAAAAGACUAUACUUUUUUUUUUUCAGUGGUCCUUGGGUAACUUCCAGAGUUAUAUUCCUAGUUUUGCUACUGACAAGAAAAACAGAUUAUGAGGUUCUCAGCAAGGUAAAUGGUAAAUAAAGCAAUUUUAAUCUUGCACUUCUGACCUUGGCUACAGAGAUUAAAAUGCGAAGUCAGGGCUCUGUAGUUUUACCAUUGCACUGUUAGUGCUAUGGGUUUAGUCUCUGGCAUUCUCGAUGGUGGAUCGGUGUAGACACUCCAGAAAUGCUACACUUUCUGUGACUUUCAGCUAGUGAUAAGGGAUAGAGGAAGGAAGUCUUUUUGUCAGGGCCUGUUCCACCACGAGGGAGGUCUAGACAGUGCUGGUGUUUCAGAGCUGUGGACUCAGGGAGGAUGGUAUCCAUUGUGAAUGCAAUCUUUUCCUCACUGAAAUGUCAUCUCACUGGAAAGUGUAUUAUAUGUUUUAAAAAAAAGAAAAAAAGUUUAGUUUUAUAUCCAAGAUAUACAUAAAUUAUGGUCAUUUGUUUUAUCAGAAUAAACUACUGUAAUAUGAAAUCACUGUAUUUGCAAUAAAAUCCUUUUCUAUUAAAACCGA